Schistosoma curassoni is the source of this 1015-nucleotide messenger RNA. The record is from the annotation of a GenBank genome assembly. Lineage: Eukaryota; Metazoa; Platyhelminthes; Trematoda; Strigeidida; Schistosomatidae.
AUGCUUCUAUGUAUUCUUGUCACUUUUGGACAUGGAUUUUGUCUAUUGUUUGAUAAACUACUGAAAUAUAAAACUUCACAAUUAAAAUUUAUUGGAAGUUUACAAAAUUGUGAUGAGAGAAAGGAGAAUAGUAAUAACCAUGAUUUAAAUAAUGAAUCAAGAAAUCAGGUGUCUAGUUCCUCUUUAAAUCGAAUGAAUCAAAAUCUAUCUGUGAGAAAUAUGUCAAAACUAGAUCAACAUAUAAGUUCCUCAAAUGUGAAAACUUGUGUUCAUUUUAAUGAAAUAAAACCAAAAUACAAAUGCGUAAUAGGUGAUCACGUCAAAAUGCCACUAAAUGAGGCUGACCAAAAUCAUCAUGAUAUUAUUAAUUUAACCCGAAUAAACAAGGAUCAAUGUUUAUGGAUUCACAAUGAAGUUAAAUCGAAAAAACUUUUACAUCUCCAGCCGAUGCCAACUUUAUUCAUUAAAAAACCAAAUUAUUCAAAUGAAUUGGACGAAAUACCUGAAAAUGACAACCUUUAUUUAAAUGAUAAUUCCUACUUAUCAAAUGAGACUAAAGCUUCAAUGAAAUCCUCGUCAUUUAGACAAAAAGUUAAUGUUAAUGAUGAUAAUUGUGGAGGAUAUGAUAAUGAUGAUGAUGAUGCUAAUGGUGACGAUAAUGAUAAUAAUGAAGAUAAAUUAUUAUCACCUUCCACAAACAAUCCAUCUUUAUCACAAACCAGUUCAAAAUAUCAACAGAAUACGGAACAUACUAACGCUUUAUCAACAUUUGCCAUGACAUCUUAUUUAAACACACAUCAUAAUCACAAAAUAUGUACUAAACAUAUGCUUCGAGCUCACAAAAGAAAUUCAUCUUUUUUUAAACGAUUAUAUAAAUGUGGUUAGAUUAUUAGACAUCCAACAAGACAAUGUGACACAAAUAAAUCUAUAGUGAAACCAAGUAUAGAUUUACCUUUAAUUUGUAAAUAUAAUUCAUCUUAUUUGUCAUUUGUUCAUCAGCUACAACAAAUUCCAG